This is a messenger RNA of Betta splendens (Siamese fighting fish), 1888 nucleotides long. It is a transcript of the gene hepacama, whose product is annotated as hepatic and glial cell adhesion molecule a. Bases 139 to 1473 code for a protein of 444 amino acids. The record is from RefSeq and is a predicted model, not a curated record. The transcript is spliced from 7 exons. Lineage: Eukaryota; Metazoa; Chordata; Actinopteri; Anabantiformes; Osphronemidae.
GUGGGGCUCAGUGUGACCAGGCAGAGGCCAGUGUUGCAGCAGGCAGCCAGUGGAGAGAGUGUGUCUCGGAGCGGGACGUGCCCGGGGUGGAUAAACCAUGCUCACUACGAGGGAGAAAGACUCUGCCCAGGACACAAGAUGAAAGUGGAGAGGAAGACCUCCUCUACAGGCCACGCUUUUACAGACAUUCCUUCACCGGUGACGCUCGCUGGCCUCCUCCUCUUCCUCCUCCUCCUCCUCCUCCUCGCAGGCGAGGGGUCGGGCGUGAACGUCACCAGCCACGCCCAGACGGUGAGGGGCACGGUGGGCCGCGAGGCCCUGCUGUCGGUCAGCUACUCCAGCAGCAGCGCCGACAGGCCCGUCAUCAAGUGGCAGCUGAAGCGGGACCAGGACAAGCCCAUCACCGUGGUGCAGUCCAUCGGCACGGACAUCAUCGGGAACCUGAGGCCCGAGUACCGCAGCCGCAUCCUGGUGUUCGAGAACGGCUCGCUGCUGCUCCACGACCUGCGCCUGUCGGACGAGGGCGCGUACGAAGUGGAGAUCUCCAUCACGGACGACAGCUUCACCGGGGAGCGCCGCGUGGAGCUCACCGUGGACGUGCCCGUGUCCAAACCCUACAUCCAGAUGAUGGCGUCGUCCGUGCUGGAGUACAGCGAGCACUUCCACCUGCACUGCUCCCACGAGAACGGCACCAAGCCCGCGUACAGCUGGCUGAAGGGCGGCGCGCUGCUGGCCAACGACUCGCGCCUGCUGCUCUCGCACGACCGCAAGGUGCUGACCAUCGCGCGCGUGCUCAUGUCCGACGACGACGUGUACGUGUGCGCCGCCGAGAACCCCAUCGGCAGCGCGCGGAGCGCGCCGGUCCGCCUCACCGUCUACAGAAGAAGCUCGCUGUACAUCAUCCUGUCCACUGGGGGCAUAUUCCUCCUCAUCACCCUGGUGACGGUGUGCGCCUGCUGGAAACCCUCCAAGAAGAAGCAUCGACCCGUUCCCCAGAGAGCUCCCAUCUACGUGGAGCAGAAUGAAAACGGCCACGACGUUGAUGUUGUGCCCAAACCCAGCACGCUUGAUCGCAGGAGUCCCAUGCCUCUGUAUGUUCUCAAUGAAGAUGAGACUCUGGAGCGUCUGGAGGAGUGUCCCGGCAACGCUGUCGGCCAAUCAGAGAUCAGCAUCCCCGUCGCCUACGCUCCGGUCCUCCCGCCCUCUGCCAACAGAACUGAACGGCCCAUUUGGUCGACCCCACGCCGGUACCCCCGCAGCCCCUCUCCGCUGGCUCAGCUCCCCCCCCACCUGCCCCCCGGGCCCUCCCUGCGCUCCGUCCCCUCCCCGGCCCACUCCCCAGGCUCGUCUCCACGCAGCUUCAGCCCAAUAAGGAAGGUCCGCCCCCCCGUGGGCAUCCCGACCAGCCACAUGCCGGUCGAGGCAGAGUGUCCAGAUGCCAGCGACCAGACUCACUGUCCACCACAGCAGUGAUGCAUACUUUCAUUCUGUGAUAUGUAAAGUACAUGUAUAGUUUCUGGGCCUACUGCUGUGUCCUGCUUAAGGAUAAUGGACGUGAUGCACUAGAAUAAGAGAUUGAUUUACCUUCAUCUAAUUCUUUGUUUCCCUGUUCCAGUAUUUAUCAUUUCUUUCUUUCUGGUUAUGAUGGUAUGUCUUUAGUGGUUUAUUAAAGGUGAUGAUAAAUAUUUUAUAAUAAAUAAGUUGUAGUUUAUGUUAAUAUUCUCCCAUAUGAAAGUUACAUACCCUGUGCAUCCGCAUAUAGUGUUUUUGUGUAUGAUGCUGAAACAGUAAAGCAUUUUCACCAUAUUUUGCUCUCAGUUUUAAAACACAAACUGUAUUUGUAUCGUACUAUGUCACUGCACCUAAGGUAAUAAAACACUUUAAAUCA